Poeciliopsis prolifica (blackstripe livebearer) is the source of this 9663-nucleotide messenger RNA. RefSeq names its product microtubule associated protein 4 like (gene map4l). Gene Ontology annotation, cellular component: neuron projection. The transcript has 12 exons. Gene Ontology annotation, molecular function: microtubule binding. NCBI's taxonomy places the organism in Eukaryota, Metazoa, Chordata, Actinopteri, Cyprinodontiformes, Poeciliidae. The coding region runs from base 392 to 3442 and encodes 1016 amino acids. The record is from RefSeq and is a predicted model, not a curated record. Gene Ontology annotation, biological process: microtubule cytoskeleton organization; neuron projection development.
GAGAAGCUGAGACAACCAGACACAAACACACACACACACACGCACACUUUCGCUUUUUCACUGCCAUGCACUUCUUUCCUUUCGCCUGUAAGCGCACAUGCACUUUACAUGCCUGACAUCCAUGCAGUUGGACACACAAACAACUGCAAGGAAUCACUCUAAAAUAGACAGGGGAGCAUUUCUUUUCUCUACUUCUCAAGAUCACAACUGUUUGGUAAGUGAAGACUCCUCUGAGUCCUGGACAGCAGUAAUAGGAACUUGAAGCAGAAGAAAGCAACUAAGGACACAGGAAGAGGAAUCAAAAAGGACAACCAUAACUAAGGGAGCGGGAAAAGGCUGACGAGCAAACAGGUUGGAGAGAACAUCAACAGAGGAAGACCCACUGCAGUGCAUGAGAAUGUCUUUCCUUUCUGGCUCACCCUGGCAGCAGCCUGGCAUCAUUAAUGGAAACAGUGGGUAUGGACAACCUUCCAGCGGGUAUCAGCAGCAGCAUCAACAACAGCAACACAAACCUCCCGGUACUCUCUCCACUGCCAGCAUCCCUGCCGUGAUGGCCUCUUCUACACUGUCACCCUCCAGUCCAGCUGCUCCCCACCACGGUGACUGGCAUUGCCAAGGCCAGAUGGCACCAGGAGGAGCCACUGCCUCAGCACAGACAGGAUCCAGAAUAACUUUGAUGGAAGAUGAGGGGAAAUUAGGCCGAGGCAGCACCGAGGGGAAUUCAUCGGGGAUGAUGGCAUCAGGAACCCCGAGCUUCACCACGCCGUUGCUGAACAUAGAGGAUGACUGGUCCAGACCAGAAAGGCCAAAGGAAGAUGGACUUAAGGUGGGAGUGGUUGGGGGUGUAUUAGGGAGCGCAGGACAGAGUCCCAACAGCCCCCUGUCGUCACACUCCUCCCCAACUUCAACAUCAGCUUCCCCUUCUCUCUCACCAGGGAGAGUCUUUUCGAAUUCUGUCAUUGAUCCUAAGCCAUUUGGACAGAGCGAUCUCCAGCAAAAUAUGGAAGGAUUUUACCUUCAGGGGUCACAAAAAGCUGUCCAAGGACACAUCUUCUCACCGGUCUCAGAACAUCAGCAAAAAAUGCCAUUAAAUCCAUCCAUCACCAGAGAUACAGUUUCAUAUGAAGUAAAAAAAGAGGAUGAGAGGAUAACAACUGGAAGCCUGUUGAAAACUCUGAAGGAAGAUUCUAAUGCAAGUAAGCCUGGAAAUCAAAUACUGAAGCCAUACUUAGGAAAGUCAGGUUCAGGUGUACCUGCUUCUUCUGUGUCUGACCUAACAGGCUGCACAGCUAGCACUGCAAUGCCCACAGGGCAUGCACCUGCAUCUCUGUCUCCACCCAACAGAGCUGCUGCUAAUGCAGGGCUGAGUGUUGUAGGAGGGUACAGGUCAGACAGAGAAAACUUAAGCCAUACUGAAAUGGGAGCAGCAACAAGUGUUCCACCAAAAAGCAAUGCAUCCGAGAAAAGAGUUGUAAGUCCUGGUCCAGAACAGGCUUUAAAUCGCCAUGAGGAUACAACACACAGAGAACCCAAAACAACGAGAGGUAAUGACAUCCCUCAGCGAACUGCAGUGAGACGUGCAAUGUCUGACUGUUCACAUCUGUCUGUUCCCAUGGUAAUGGCCGGGGCAUACCCUACGGGUAUGGCCAUCACACAAGUGAUGGCACCCAGCACACCAGAUUUCAUCCCAAUGGGAACACCCUGCCAUCCCAGACCCUCUUACCCUCAUGUAGCUGUCCGUCGAUCCCUCACGGUGACAGACGGUUCUGAAGGCUCUGCUUCAAUGGCAACAAGGAUCUCAACUUCUUUAAUGAUGUCACCUGUGGUGCCAUCUUCUCCUCCCCCUAAGAGACAUCAUGGGAGCUGUGAAACCAAUGUUCUACUUCCUGUUCCAACUCCUGUAGGAACACUGACUAAAGGUACCCAGGACACUAUGACAAGAACCACCGUGAAACCUGACAACAAGGAGAAGCAGGAGAAGAUGGACAUCUUCUCCGGCAAGACGGACAAAAUCGGAAACUUGGACAAGAAGGAAGAGCAGCUGAAGAAGGACAACAACACUGACAAGAACCAGAAGCCAGAGAUGAUCCUCAAGAGCGAGGAAAAGAUGGAGAAGCUGAACGACAAGGCUAGCGAGAAGCCGGAGAAGGUGGACAAGCCAGAGAAGACUAACAAGGACGAAAAGGAGGAGGAGAAGAAGCCGGCUGACAAGAAGGAAGAGAGGGGAGGAAAAGGCCCAGCCAAGUCUCCCACAGGCAACAGCAGCAAAACCGUGCCAAGCGCCGACAGCAAGAGCAAGCCUGAUGUUGGUCCAACCAAACAAAACUCAGCCAAAUCGCGUCCAUCCACCCUUUCCACCAAUGAUGUGGCCAACUCUGCCAAACGCCCCUCCCCCACUGCAGCCAAUAAAAAAAGCCCUGUGCCCAAGGCGACCACACCCACCGCUGCAAAACGUCAGCCAGCCACAGGCUCGACCAAGGCUGCCAAGACUCCAGAAAAUGGCGCCGCAGAGAAACGUCCACCCGUACCAAAGGCCACGCCCACUCCUCGGCAGGCCCCCAGUAAGAACGGCACCUCUGCAGCAGCGGCGAAUAAGACCACAGCUAGCAAAAAUGACAAGAAUGAGAACAAGACGGGGGAGGCCAAGAAGCCCAAAACUACAACGCGUCCUCACCCCGCAUCCACAGCCACACCGGUUACCCCAUCUGCCUCCACCAAUGGUGAAGGUGCCGCCACCCAUCGCCGCCGCGUCAUCACGAAACCCCCGGUGCCCAAGCAGACCCCUGUAGAGAAGAAACCAGCGGCGCCUCGCCCUCCCCGAACCCCGCGACCCAUCAACGCUCCGACGCCAGAUCUGAAGAAUGUGCGCUCCAAGAUUGGAUCCAUCGACAACAUCAAGUACCAGCCGGGAGGCGGGAAGGUCUCCUCCACCCCGAACAACAAGACAUCUGACCCUGCCACCCCCGCCGCCAAGGCCAGAGUUCAGAUAGUGCACAAAAAGCUGGACUUCAGCCACGUCACCUCCCGCUGUGGCUCCAAGGACAAUAUCAAACAUGUCCCUGGAGGUGGCAAUGUGCAAAUCUUGAAUAAGAAGGUUGACGUGAGCAAGGUGACCUCAAAAUGUGGCUCCAAGGACAACAUCAAGCAUAAGCCAGGCGGUGGUGACGUGAAGAUCGAAUCCCACAAGGUCAACAUCAAGGCCAAGUCUAAGAUAGGAUCCCUGGACAACGUGGGACCAGGCAGCGAGCAGACAAAUGGACACAAGGAGGAAAAAACAGGAGAGAAGACAUCUCCACCAGCAAGUGGUGCACUACAACAAACAACUGCACCGGCAAGCGUUGCUAAGGAGAACGGCAUGAAGGAGCCCACACCUUCUCCUUUCGGAGGGGACGGUCUAAAGGAGCCCCUUAGCAUAGACAAACGCAUCGCUGAGAAAAACUGAGUCCCUGUGAGCUCCAGAUAGUGGUGGGACAUGCAUGACGCUCACUGACCUGCCAAUCAACUGACCAACAAACGUACCACGGCACAGUCACUUCCCUCUGGCCCCGCCCUUCACCUCACCCACUGCAGCAUCGGAUCAACCGACUGCCUCUCAGCGUUUCUCUGAGGUCUGCCUGCCAGUGUCCUCCUACCGACCCUGAUUUUUGACCUCUAAAAGCACCCGAGCUGACAUUUUGCCCCAUAACCCACAAAGGAGACCACUUGAUGUUUGUCUACACAGCUCUUUGUGGGGCUCCACCAGCUUAACAUCUCGUAACCGCAGAUAUAGUUAAGUUUUACCCCUGUUCACAAAAUGUAACAACCCAGACACAGAAAUACCCUUAAGCAGAGUCGCCUUCUUCAAAUAUUGUUCAACCUACGAGUCUCAGUGCUGAUAAAACACUUUUCUCGGAUCUUUUUGAAAAGCUUCACCUUUCAAAACUCCACUGAUGUUCUAACCGUGUCAAUAGAACUGUACUUCACUUCCAGUUCAGUCCUUCAGAUGUCACUACGUCUCAUCUAGUCAUUCUUACUGGUAUUCAACUGCUCACACUAUUUAACCACACUCAUUAUGAUAAGGUUAAUAUGGUUUAUUCAGUGAAAAAAUAACUGCAGUAAUGUGUUUAACUCCGUAUUAAACUUUUCCUGAUAGACUUGGUAGAGGUGGUUGCAGAGAACACCAUGGCGUUCUAAUCGACUUAGAAGUGUUCAAAAUAAAGUUCAAAAGCUUAUUUUUUGUCAGACGUAGGCGGUACAUUAGGAUGAGAAAAGCACCAAGAAACCAGCUGAUGACCAGAAUAAACCCGUUUUUCAGCUUGAUUGUUCACGAUAAGUUGGAAAUUCAGAAACCGGAUAUUUUCGUGAACAUACCAUAUUUGACAACUUUCUUCAGCGUCAAUCUUUUUACUAAGCGAAGAAAACUUAAAGUUAGCUAUUUUCACUAGUGAAAUGUGAAAUGUUUCAAACUGAAGUCAGAGGGAUGUCGGAAGUUCUUUAAAGGGAAUCUGUAUUUUCUGACAUGCCGAGAUGUGUCUGCGUGUUAUUCAGGUUGCAAGAGAGUAAAACUUUUCAAGCAGUUAACAGUAAGGCCGAACAUAUGUAUUCAUAGUUGCCGUGUUUUAUCCUGGCAAGCUUUCAAACUCACUCUUUCAGUUGGAGACAUUAUUAGAAAAGGUGAUUACCUCAAAGGAAUGUUAAAAGAGGAAGGAUGGAGAAUGUUGGAAGCUUCUCUGAGUGGUCUUGGCUUUAAAUUGAUUAUACUGUUGGAAGUUAGGGUUGUAACAGGAAGACCUUGUCCCUUUUGUUUGUCACAUUAUAUUUCCCCCUUUUAAAUCAAUUAACAUAAAGGACCUCCUGUAACAGUUGUUGCAAACAGCAUCUAUCUAAUGAUGGAAUAUGUCCUGGCAUAAUUGAUGUUAUGAUCUAGAAAACAAAGAUCAGAAGCUUUUCCAGUGGCUAUUACAGAGAUGUGUUAACCACAAAUAUGCAAUAUUUAGAAUAAUUCUUGUGCCAAGUUGUACACAAAUAUGAGUGUUAAACAGUCUGGAUAUAAUGCUUAUGAAGAUGCAGCAAUCUUUAGUUUUUUACCGUAUUAAAUAUUUAAUUGAGGUUGGUCUCGUGGUUGGUCUCCAGUUGAAAUGGCAAAAAAAAAAAAAAAGUUCUCCCACGCCAGACUCAUUUAAGUAUUUCCAGACAUACAUAUUACUCUGUUCAGCACAUGUUUCUGUCUUUCUACUCAUGACACUAACCUUUUUAUGGUCCACCACACUUUCCUGCACUCCUGCAACCCCUGUGAGAGAGCUGCUACUCUGAGACAUGUCUGGUCUACAAUCAUUAGAGAAAAGCAGGCAUAUGGUCCCUUUUUUUCCCUCAUGAAUCUGUUGUUCCCCCUGGUUAUGUGCAUCACCAGAUCUGAGGGUUGAAAGCCCUCACUGUAGGCAAUGAACCACUAACACACUCACAUAUAUAUCUAUAGGAUAAGUUCACAAACACACACACACAUCGGUGUGCCUGAGCACCGAACAGUCACACACUAAAAGCCACCACUUUGCGGUUGGGUACUUCACAUUUGCUAAUAUUUUUGAAACAAUGGUUUGUUUCAUUGUCAUUGUUGCUUAUUUUCCACACUGGCUACCCAUGUUGCAGCGUCUCUGAAUCUCUUUCCUCUUCCUGUGUAUUUCUCCAGCUUUCUGACAGCAAUACAGUAAUAUUAAAAAUGAAGGCUUCUUGUCACCUGUCCAUUUACGUGACACAAAGACAGAAAGAGGACAGAGAAUGGUGGAAGUGAGCAGAAGAGACAGUUAAUGUAUGGGGAAUGAUAACAAUAGCAUUCAUGUUAAAAACUUUACAGUCAUUUAGGGGUUUUUUUCUGUACACAAUAAAAUCCUACCACUUAUAGUGAGACUCAGAGGAGCAGAUUGUCAGGCUUCAAGUUUUCUGCUGCUCUUCUUAGCACAUAUUUUACCCUGACAUUUGUAUUGUAAAUAGAUGACAAAAAAAAGUUUUUGUCACCUUUUUUUUUGUGCAGCAUGUUUGAUUUACGUUGGAUGCCGUUUAAAUAUACAGAAUGUUCUUAAAUCAUACAAUGUUGGACAGCAGGAACUGCCCAGCUCUAAAAGGCAGCAGUGUUUUAGUUAAGCAGAUCCCAGAACAGCUCAUACAUUUGAAGUUUUCUUUCUAAAUUGCUUGUCAUUUUAAAACUAGGAGAGGCUAAAAGCAGCUUUGUUCACAUUGCCACAUUUAUUAUACACUUUGAUCCUUUUUGGAGCAGCUGGCUGGAUUGUUUUAAACAUAUUCCCUUAAAGUAAAUUGCUGUACAUUAUUUCUAGUGCAGGCUCCCCUUGACACUGUGAUGUGGCUUUGAUUUAGGCCAAAGCAUUUCCGAAAUGUUCUACGCGUCACAAAUCGAACAUGAGUAGGCUGUGUCCGUCCUGCUCACAGUGAUUUCAAGGUCGGGAUGGUCUCUGGUGAGGGAUUUGCGACAUCUCUGUGGCGUACUGUAGUUGUCAGAUGUGUGAAGUGUUACUACUGCAUUCAUCCUGUAGAGAGCGCUGCUUAGCCUCUUGAACACUGAUAGUCUGGCUCUGUGACUUUACAAAAAGUUAACUGACAAACAUCCCCCACCAGCUUCCCCUAUGCUGUACUUAUUUAAGCUAGCGCUCUGUUAUUGUGUCUGGAACACUAAAUAUUAUCAGCACCACAUUGUUCGUGUAAAGUUCCCUUACAGGAAAAAAAAAAAAAAGUUUUGUGCACUUUGAACACAGUCUUGGUCAUUUCUUGAUGCACUCAAGUGAUAUAGCUGUACUCAAGUUGCUUUACUGUAUAUUGGUAAAACCUUGUCGGCUGUGUACUGUACGUCUUUGCUUCUGGGAACAAAACCGUCUUGGUAGUUUAGUGAAACUUACGGUGAUCAAAGAGCAAGUGAUCAAAUAGUCAACAGUUAAGUCUAGAAAACGUAAGAACCACAAAUAGGCGUAUUUAUUAUCGUAUCGUUCCUUCCAAACGAUUCCCUCGAGUUGCCUGAAAGCAACAUACGUCACAUGACACAUGCGUGGAUCAUAUGUGAAAAUAAUAAUAAUUAUAAUGUGAAUCCUUCUUUUGUUUUGUUUUCUUUGCAAGCAGAAUAACUGAAAUAUCAAGGCACUUUGAUAGAUGUAGGUGCUGGACUGUGUCUAUAGGAAUAGGGGAAAGUUGUUGUUGCGUCUAAGUUGCUCAAGAGUGCGCCGUCAUAUGAGAAGAUGAGCUGCUGUUUGGUGGAUUUUAGUGGAACUUGGGUUAUCGGUGUUGUGCUGCUGGCUUUCAUAGUCAAACACUCAGCUCUCCAGGCUGCCCUGAUGAUAUUCUUGUUGACAUUCUCUGGGAUUUACAUUCUGGCCAAGCUGCAAGGUCACAUCUACUGAAUGGAAUCAUAUAUUUUUUAUCUUCUGCUCAAAAGCCUCAAUGGACUUUUAGACACCUUCCUUUAAUAUGAUUUACACUAGGAUAGAUGCAACAACUAGAUGGGUCAACAAAAUGUACGUUACUAGCAGAAAAUAGUAGCUUUCGCACUUUAUUUACGUGCAUUAAAGCUGUUAAUACAAAGUUUUCCAUGUGCUGCCAUACUGACAGACAUUUUCAAACAGUUCAACACUGGGACUCAGUUUGGUUUAUUUGUAAUGGAAAAAUAAACAUUUUUUUAUUUGUUUAUUUUAAUUUGUAAUAUAUCAGCACAACAUGACUGGUUUAAAAGGUACAGUCAAUAUGCAUUUAAUUUUUACUCAAAAGUACAACUUUCAAGAGUCAAAAUGAACAUGACUGCCUUACAUUUAAUGUUUGGCAAUAGUUGCACUUCAAAAAGAACUGUUCGUCUGAAAUCUUAUAAACAAGAGUAAUGCAAUUACUUUUAAUUAACAUGUUGCUAUAGUGUUUGAAAGUGCAAAAUGUAAAAAAUACAUUGUUAUUAACUUUCAAGCUAAUACAACUUUGCCUGGCAACUAAGUAUCUACCAAAUUCAAACAUUUUCUUCCUUAAUUACAUUAACUUUGUUUUGACUGAUAUCGUAAGAAGCUGUUCAAUAAACUGGUCAAAUCCAGGAAAAUUGGGAAUAUAAAAUCACUAUUUUUCAAAAGCAAGAGUGUUUUCGUCAUAUUAUCUUUUGUUAAAUAAAUAAUCUCAACAUAUUUAUUGCACCAGGCCACUAAAAAUCAAAUUCUAGAUAAUACUCUUCAUAAUAGUCAUUUGUAAUGUGUAGCUUUGAAAAAAUCUACAGUUGAGGUGAUCAGUAAAGGAUCAGUAAUUAAAUCUACCAUGAUUAUAAAGAUUUAAUAGAAUUGCAUUACUUAUUUGGUACAGCAUUACUCUGUGAAAGGGAAUAUGGGAAGAAGCUAAUGUUGCUUUGCAGCUUGGACAAAAGGUAAUAACCGGAUUCACUCUAAUAUCAACUCACAAUGAUUCUGUGUAGCCUUUUAACAACACCCUUCCACUAUUAUCUCACACUGUCCUUUGUACAUAAUCAACACUGUGUUUUUAUCACCCCAGAAAUAUUUAAUUAAAGUUAAAACAACAGAAAAAUGAAAAAAAAAAAAUCUUAAGUUUGAACAGGAUGUUGUGGAUGUUGCCAGUUGAACAUACCUGUUCAUGUAAACCUGCAACAGCUUAGCUCAAUAAGUGUUAUUGUAAGGGUGAAAGCAUAAGUAAGGAAACAUACUUUUUUUUUUCCUUUUUCAGAGUCUGCCUUUUUUCACCGAGAAAAGGGCUGAUGAAGUUUCAAGAAUGUUUUUUAAAAUGUGUUCAACACAUCUGAAUACAUGUGUGAGGUUGUCUCUGUUCUGUUUUCAGAAGAUCGAUUAAACACGACGACACUAAUUACUGGUUUCAGGAAGUAGUGACGUAAUCGGUGUGAAAUGCACCGGCGCGUACUGGCCUGAUCUGUCCGAUGUCUACCACAACAGAGUGAGAGUAAUGAAAACCCAACUUUGUGUUUUGGCAUGUAGUAUGGACUAAUGUCCUGUAUUAGACCGCCCCUCAACUAACACAGUGACAUAACUACCAACACAGGACUGAGUUAGGGCAAGUCUUGGACCAAAUUGUUUCGUCACCAUCAACAGAAUUAUGAAGAAAUCUAAAGUUAAAUUACACGUUAAAGAAAAUUAGAGGUGAAAUUAACCUGUAGUAUAACUGAAUAUGUAGUGUGUUGGUAGAUAUGUACCUGGAGUCCCAACCUGUCUCAGUCCUACAGAGUUUUGUCAACACUCCAGUACUGAAAAAGAAGCUCAUUGUUUUAUCUUUUAUUCCUCUCUCAGCAACCACUGGCUGGCUGCUCAGUAAAACCAAAAAUUUGACUGUCAAAAGCAGAGGUUUCUCUUCACACUAAAAGCUGUGCUUCGGUCCCCUGCACAACCUUAAAAACCAACCAUAGAUUUAAUAAUCUUCAACAGCAGACAAAGGAGCCUUCCUUUCAGUACUGCCGAGUGGACCCUCUGUAGCGUAUGCUGUAUUAUUGUUAAGAGCACAACACCGUUGCAAGAGCAUGCAGGAGACAACAAACCAACAGUUGGUUGUUAGAAGCAUCCGUCCCAUUAGUAGCGCUCAUCCUCCCCCUUCAAUUCUGAAUAUUUGGUAUGAAAGAGAUGUUCAUUGUGUUUAAUUGUUAACUAGUGAUGUGAAUAUUAAUCAUAAAAUAAAAAAGAUGGGCAAGAAAACUCA